This is a messenger RNA of Cuscuta epithymum, 1610 nucleotides long. The record is from the annotation of a GenBank genome assembly. NCBI's taxonomy places the organism in Eukaryota, Viridiplantae, Streptophyta, Magnoliopsida, Solanales, Convolvulaceae.
GUAAUUGAUAAUUUGUGAAUUGUGAGUAGGAAUUAAAAUUCAGUAAACAAAAGAACGACUCCGAGCAGGCACGGAAAAGGGAGGGCGAUGACGCUUUCUUUUCCGGUGAUGUUUUGGCUGGUCGGGGUCAUCACUGUUAUUUCGAAUUCAAUGUUGCGGGCGAGUUCGGCCGCAACGACUACAGGGUUUCCCCAUCAUGGCGAAGGGGUACGGGUGAUCCUCAGACGCCUGGAACGUGUUCAAGGCGCCGUACAGCGCGACGCUGAGAGGCUUGCUGGCCUCUUAGGUGUGGCGGCAUCGGAGCGAGGGGUGAUGAAUUCAAGUGUACACUCCUCUCGCUCAUCCGGCGAGUUCUGGAUGGACCUAUCGAUUGGGACUCCGCCAGUGGCGUUGAGAUUCGUUAUCGACACGGGCAGUGACGUGAUUUGGACUAAUAGCCACAGUAGCGAUGAAGGUACUGUUAUACAGAAACUUAGAUGCGUCCCGGGGAGUAAAAAGCUUACAGUCCCCGGGUGCGCCUACAAUAGCAGUUACCGCGAUGGGUCAUGGAGCUGGGGCCAUAUUGCGGCAGAGAGCUUUACAUUUGAACCAGGUAAUGUCACGGUCGAGAGCGUGGCGUUCCUUUCGGCCGAUACAAUAGGAUGGCCACCAUUUGCUAGCAAAUCCUCCUCUGGGUUGGUCGGUCUCGGCCGCGGCAACAUGUCCUUGGUCUCGCAACUCAAUGUCUCCCAAUUCUCGUAUUGCUUAACCGACGCCGACAGCAAUUUAGUCAGCACGCUUACACUGGGCGGCAGUGGAGGCGCCGCCCAGAAGAAGAGAGCUGGCGGAAUAUCCCCUAUAACAGCCGGCCGUUUAUUAGAGAGCCCAAAAAAGGCUCCGUACUCGUCGUUUUAUUAUGUUGCCAUUAAGGGGAUAUCCGUCGGGGAUACCCUCCUGGACGUGCAGGAGAGGGUGUUCGAGGUGGACGGUGAAGGGAGGGGCGGGAUGAUCAUCGACUCCGGCACCACCCUCACGUACCUACCGUCGAUGGCCUAUAACGCGCUCAUAAGUGAGGUAGAGAGCCAGUCGGGACAGUCACAUCCGAUAGAGGGCUCCAGAUUGUGUUACCCGAGGACGAGCUACCCGCGCAGCCUGAACCUGACCAUCCAUUUCGACAACAACGAGAAGCUGACCAUCCCCUCAGAAAACUGGUCCGUCACAGGAAAGAUAGAUGAACACCAUUUCGGGACGUGUUUGUUAUUUGGCGAGGCCUUGGACGGCGAGCCUGGAAUUUGGGGAAAUAUUCUGCAGCAGAAUAUGUUGGUGACCUAUGAUCUGGCUCAUAGCGCUCUUUUCUUCGAGCCAAAAACGUCGUGUGGUUAAUCCCUCAUAUCAUCGAUCGCACCUUUCUACUUACGCACCCAAUAAGCUUAAUUCAUCUUAGACAGACCGUCAUAUAUCGAUCCAUCAGUUUGUGCUCAUCGCCGACCAUAUGUUUAAAUUAAGGAUUGCCAUUCCUAGCUUCCUGUUUCCUAGUUUGUGUACGUUUUAAAUCUAUUUGUUAGUACUUGGUCCAUCCAUCUUACCUGUUUGUCUUAAAUCGAUCCAUCUAUUCCUGGGAAUUAGUUCAC